GGCCCCAUUGUUGCAAAGCGAUGGCGGCGCGGGCUGGAUUCCAAUCAGUGACCCCGGGGGGGUCCGGUUCAGCUACGGCUGCUCUGGGUCCCGGUACCCCUGGCCCAGCGGUAAGAAUGGGCCCUGCCCCUGGGCAGGGGAUGUACCGCUCUCCAAUGCCUGGAGCUGCUUACCCGAGACCUGGAAUGCUUCCAGGUAGCCGAAUGACUCCUCAGGGACCAGCAAUGGGCCCCCCUGGUUAUGGUGGAAGUCCAGCUGCUCGGCCAGGCAUGGCCCAAUCAGGCAUGGACCAGUCUCGGAAACGUCCUGCACCCCAGCAAAUACAGCAGGUGCAACAACAGGCUGCUCAGAAUAGGAACCAUAGUGCUAAAAAGAAGAAAAUGGCUGAUAAGAUACUACCUCAGAGGAUAAGGGAACUGGUACCCGAAUCUCAGGCUUACAUGGAUCUGUUAGCGUUCGAGAGAAAGCUGGAUCAAACAAUCAUGAGGAAACGGCUUGAUAUUCAGGAGGCUUUGAAGAGACCAAUAAAGCAAAAGAGAAAACUUCGGAUCUUCAUUUCAAAUACUUUCAACCCUGCAAAAUCAGAUGCUGAAGAUGGAGAGGGAACUGUUGCCUCAUGGGAGCUGCGGGUGGAGGGCCGUCUCCUUGAGGAUGCGGCACUUUCUAAAUAUGAUGCUACCAAACAGAAGAGAAAGUUCUCAUCUUUUUUUAAGUCACUAGUUAUUGAGCUGGAUAAAGACCUGUAUGGGCCGGAUAACCACCUGGUGGAGUGGCACAGAACUCCUACAACACAGGAGACUGAUGGUUUUCAGGUGAAGCGCCCUGGGGAUAUGAACGUGCGCUGCACCGUGUUACUGAUGCUUGACUAUCAGCCACCACAAUUUAAACUUGAUCCCCGACUGGCUCGCCUCCUUGGGAUUCACACUCAGACUCGUCCAGUCAUCAUUCAAGCUCUUUGGCAGUACAUUAAGACUCACAAACUUCAAGACCCUCAUGAACGGGAGUUUAUUAUAUGUGACAAGUAUCUGCAGCAGAUAUUUGAGUCUCAAAGGAUGAAGUUUUCAGAGAUCCCACAGAGAUUGCAUGCCCUCCUCAUGCCUCCAGAACCAAUUAUAAUCAAUCAUGUCAUUAGCGUUGACCCUAAUGAUCAGAAGAAAACUGCUUGUUAUGACAUUGAUGUAGAAGUUGAUGAUACCCUAAAAACUCAGAUGAACUCCUUCCUGUUGUCCACUGCCAGUCAGCAGGAGAUAGCUGCUCUAGAUAACAAGAUUCACGAAACAAUUGAAACUAUUAAUCAGUUGAAAAUUCAGAGGGAAUUUAUGUUGAGCUUUGCCCGUGACCCUCAAGGAUUUAUUAAUGACUGGUUACAGUCACAGUGCCGGGACCUCAAAACAAUGACUGAUGUGGUAGGUAAUCCUGAAGAAGAACGCCGAGCUGAGUUUUACUUCCAGCCAUGGGCUCAGGAGGCUGUGUGCCGGUAUUUCUACUCCAAGGUGCAACAAAGACGUCAGGAGCUUGAACAGGCUCUCGGGAUCCGAAAUACAUAAAUACAGCGUCACCUAGUGAGGCCCAGCAGCUGCUUGCUACACCCCUACGUUUUGAACAUAAGUGGUUCUGCCCUAGCCAAUAACAUUGCAGCAUAAAGGUUAUGGUUAUAGGAAGCUGCUUUAGUGAGUUCAAAUCAGGGUUUCUAAGCAGUUGGAAGGACAACCUCUAGCCCCGCUGCCAAUGCUUCCCACGUUAUUAUAUGCUAUGGCAUUGCCAGCAAUGUGAUGAGGUCUGGACUUCGGUGUUUACACUGCAAGACAAAAUGUUUUAGCAUAAUUUUCAUCAAGUGUAAUUUUUCUUUGUAAAUGUAUUAUUUUAGGCCUUAGUGUUGCCUCUUCUCUAGAACCUUUUAUGGUUAUUCAGCCCUUCAUUGUCUGGGGCCUUAUAUUGCUUAGUUCCACAGAACAGUUUAUUUAAUACUGCAGUUGGCUUGGCUGCCCAGCCCAAACUCUGCUGUUUCUGGCCCUCCUACUGGCUUCUCCAGUACAUUUGUAUCCCUUUUAUUUACUGUCACGACCCUUCACAAUUCACAAGGUGCUACACAUCACUCUAAUUCCAUGAUUAGAGCAACCUGCCACUAUUGCAGCUUCCAAUAUGUUCUGACUGGAAGGAGGAUGCUGGAAGUUGCAGUUGAACCUUGUAUUUUUUUUUUUUAAGGUGAAUCUUUGACCUGUAAUUCAGGAAGAUCAUGAUGGCCUUGUGCAACAUGCAUUCCUUCAAAUGUUGCUGGACUAGGUUUCCCAGCACUCCCAUAAGCCAAAGGCUGAGAGUGUCCUGGAAGGUGUAGUUCAGCAUGGUUUUGGAGUGUCCAUCUCCGCUUUAAAAAAUAUUUGUCAUUUGUUUUUGGCACCAGCACACACACAGGGAUAACCUCCCACAUCUUGUCUUUUUGGUUUUUCCAUCUAUUUGUGAGUGACAUGUUCAUUUGGGCAGGAUUGUGGUCAUUAGAUUUCAAUGAUGAAGGAAUCUGCUGAAGGCAGCAGGCAUGCUGCACAGUGGAGUGUACAGUUAUAUUAUAUAAUACAGCGUAAUCAUUCUAAGGAAUGGUCUCUUAACUGACUGCUUGGGUGUCUCGGGUAAACCUUGGGUGCCCUUCAAACGCCCUCACCGAAUGUGCUUUUAGCACCUCUAUUCUCAUAAAAUGUAGCCUUUUUUAUUUUUAAAACUAAUUAUGGUUUUGAUGGACCAAAAUAUUGUUUUGUAUCUUGUAGCUGAAGACAAGUUUUAAUAAAAGCAACUUCUAAGUAUA
Messenger RNA from Xenopus tropicalis (tropical clawed frog), 2797 nucleotides. RefSeq names its product SWI/SNF related BAF chromatin remodeling complex subunit D1 (gene smarcd1). The record is from RefSeq and is marked provisional. Gene Ontology annotation, cellular component: SWI/SNF complex. Lineage: Eukaryota; Metazoa; Chordata; Amphibia; Anura; Pipidae.